Molecule: messenger RNA, 1343 nt
Organism: Tetranychus urticae (two-spotted spider mite)
Lineage: Eukaryota; Metazoa; Arthropoda; Arachnida; Trombidiformes; Tetranychidae
Product: deubiquitinase OTUD6B
Biological process (GO): protein deubiquitination
Molecular function (GO): cysteine-type deubiquitinase activity
Source: RefSeq, a predicted model, not a curated record
GCUUUUGUCAAACUCUCUCAUAUGCUAUUUUCAAACAUUUAGCCGGUGAACGUAUUCCUCUAACUGUAAUCGUAACUUAUUGAACUGUUGAGUUACUCAUUUUGACAACUAUCACAAUCAUUCAUUCGGUAUGGACGAGGAAGAUUUAUUGGAUCGUCAUAGACAGGAGAAAAAGGAAUUGAAAUCCAAAGUAGUUGAACUCAAAAAAGGAAUACCAAAAAAUGACAAAAAGAAAAAAAAGGAAAUCAUGGAUGAAAUAACCAGAUUAGAAACGGAACUACGAGUUAAGCAAGAAAGAGAAUUGGAUGGAUUUCUCAAAACUUGUUUUGGAUCUAAAUCGGAUGCAGAUGAUUCAAAAUCUAGUGAAGGUGUAGAUGAUAUUCCUGCCAUUGAAAAAUUAUCCAUUGACGAUGAUGAAGAUGGUGAAGAGUCAGGUGGUGAUCAAUUCAAUAAUCUUUACCAAGUCCGUAAAAUAUCGAAAGCUCAACGUAAAAGAGACAAGAAGGCUCAAUUGGAGAAGGAGAAACAGGAAAGAAUUGAAGCCGAGUCCAAAGAGUUAUACCAAAAUAGUGCUAAAAAACUGGAAGAAGAUCGAUUCAAAGCUAUUUUAGAUGGCUUAGGACUUUCUCUUUAUGAUAUUCCAUCUGAUGGUGAUUGUAUGUUCAAAGCAAUCGAGCACCAGCUGAGUCUCAGAGGUAGAAAGACAAAUGUUCAAGAACUACGAUCAGUUUGUGCAAGUGAAUUAAGAAAAAGAACUGCCGAUUUCCUGCCAUUUCUAAUUAAUACUGAUAGCGAUGAUAUUAUGGAUGAGGAAAGAUAUCACAGAUAUUGUGAUAAAAUUGAAAAAACUAAAUGUUGGGGAGGAAAUAUCGAAUUGCAAGCUCUUUCAUACGCUCUGGAAGUCCCAAUUAAAGUAAUUCAAGCCACUGGACCAUCAGUAGACAUCGGUAUAGAAAGAUACUCAUCACAACAGCCUCUCAUUAUAAGUUAUCAUCGACAUGCUUACCAAUUAGGCGAACAUUAUAAUAGUAUCAUUCCUGAUGGAUCAAAUCCCCACUGAAAUUAUAUCGAAGUUGUUUAUACCACUUGUUUACCUUUUUAUAUUUUAAAGUGGUCACUCGACUCUGUUAAUUUUCGGGUUGUUAAAAUGAGGCACUUUCACUAUAAAAAAAUUUCUAUUCAUUGAUAAAACGCAUAAGAAAAUAUGUUAAACUGAUUAAUUGUAACUUUCUCUUGUGUUGAUCGUAUUCAUUUUAGUCUCUUUAAAAGUUUAACUUAUGGGCACAUGAUUUGUAAAAGCCUUCUAAAUCCAUUAUAAAAAUAGAGUGAAUUUUCAAAUGAAA